UCUCACAUGAAAAUCUGUGUUUCUUGCUUCUUCACCUUUUGUUUCCCCAAAACAUGGCGGAGCAGCUCCAUCCACCACCAUCAGAAGGGCACGAACCACCACCACCCCAACCCGCAUCAGAAACGACUGAAAUUCAUCUCAACCAAGAAUCUCAUGCCCUAGCAAUUAUCCCCAUAGAACACAGUCUUCUUUCUACGGAUCCUGAAAUCGAAGAAUGGGAAACAAAACUACGAGGUUGGCUUCAUACAGUACCCAAACGAAGAAACGUAUCUGCGGAAGAGAUGGAAUCUUGGAUCAGCUCAAGUGGAAUUCCAUUACCUCAACAACUCCAAUCUUUACAUCGUCUUGAACUUUAUCAAAGAGUUCUCAAAAUUCAUAAACUUAUUCGUCGCCCUAAUCAGGUGAAGGAAGGUGGUUCGCUAGAUCAGUCACAAGCUCGAUUCCAAAGAACUGAUCAGUGGAUACCAGUUUAUUCAUGGUUAGAAUCAUUGGAUAGAAAUGAGGUUGUUAAAUCUAAAGAAAUUACCGAGUGGUUAGAUGAUAAUCCCGAGAUUAAAGAUAACUUGUAUGGAAGACAUUCUCGUUAUCAUUUGAUGCAUUAUAUUCAGAAGUGUCACAUGAAGAUAUUGAAGAGACAAGGCAAAAUUCCAAAGGUAGUCAAGAAAGUCUCCUCCCUAGUAACCCCAGUUAAGUUCCUCAGUGACACAGUGAUCCAGGCCCCUAUUGCUGCAUCCCCAGCAACUCCCUUGAAUACCAUUCGCAACAGUGUGACGCCACCUUCUAUGACAACGCCACAGCCAAAGGUUCUUAACAGCACGGUGACACCGUUAGCAACUCCUCUGUCUCUUCCAGACAAUAUCUCAAGCAAUCUAUUCAAAAGUAAUGAGGUUGCCUUAGCUAAAUAUGGUGAAGCUUUAAGCAAAUAUGAACUGUUAACUGAUUUGGAGAACCACCUCACCAGUCUCGUGUCAAGACAUAAACAGGCAAUAAACGGCUAGGAUAUUGAUGCAUGGAUAAUGUAAAUAGUGUUAGUGGGCUGGGUUUGUAAAACUUAACGCACACCUAUAUCAGGAACACUGUUCUGAAUGAUUCCUUUGCACCAUUCUGAAAAUAGGCUCUUCGUUCCUUGCUCAUGUUAGUUAAUUGUUGCAUUUGUCAUUUAUAGUUUUCUUGUUGAUUAUGCACGGCUAGGUAGUGAAGUUGCUAAAUUGCCUUGACGACUUGAUUUCGGAGCAGUGUUUUACUAAGCACCCUACCUGCGAGGGAGACUGCUAUAGAGGUUCCCCACACAAAUAUGGCAGUUCCACUGUAGAUAUAUGGUCUUAAGAUUGCUGGGAUUCUUGUGGUCAAGUCCUAAAGUCUCAACUGUUUUACCGAGAAUAAGCAAUUCAAGUAUUCAACAAUCCAAAAUUGGGUUAUCUGAUGUUGAAGUUGAACUUCAUGUAUGAAUUCUUGUUGUAUUAAUGAAGACUAGAGGGAUUUACAAAA
Papaver somniferum (opium poppy) is the source of this 1488-nucleotide messenger RNA. RefSeq lists its product as uncharacterized. NCBI's taxonomy places the organism in Eukaryota, Viridiplantae, Streptophyta, Magnoliopsida, Ranunculales, Papaveraceae. The transcript has 5 exons. Bases 54 to 998 code for a protein of 314 amino acids. The record is from RefSeq and is a predicted model, not a curated record.